This is a messenger RNA of Corylus avellana, 1196 nucleotides long. RefSeq lists its product as uncharacterized. The record is from RefSeq and is a predicted model, not a curated record. NCBI's taxonomy places the organism in Eukaryota, Viridiplantae, Streptophyta, Magnoliopsida, Fagales, Betulaceae.
CAACUUUGAUUAGAUGAGCCUUGCGUUGCGUUGAAAUAAAUAAAAUACAAAACGUUAAAAAGGCGAUGUUUCCAUUCCAUAUGCUCCUGCUCAUUGUUUCUAGCUUCUCCCUUGACAUAGCUUUCUGCUUCCAUCUCACACCUUCCCCCCAAAAAAAAAGUCAAGAGUCAAACUAGAGCAGCCGUGUCGAGGUGAUCGGUUCUUUCGAAAGUUGAGAGGCAAUUGCAAAGAUGUCGGUGUCGAUGUCAGAGGAAAGUUACGCGCACCGCGAUGAAGCUAGCGCCGGAUACCAUAACCACAACCAGUUCAGCAAAUAUAGCAGCAGUACUGUGUGCGAGAUAGAGGAAGAGAGUCCAAGCGAGACCUUUGAGAUCAACCAUGGAGUUCCGAUGGCGUCGAUCAGAGAAGAGUUUGAAGGUAGCUUGUUUUCGGUUGAUGUUCAGAACUCGGAAGAUAGCGUGUAUGUGGGCGUGGGCAAGAGCGAUUCCAGCAUGGACGCGCUAGCCUGGACAUUGAAGCACGCUGUUACUCCCUCCACCAUCGUCUACCUCGUACAUGUCUUCCCGGAGGUACGAUACAUCCCAAGUCCAUUAGGAAAGCUUCCUAAGCAUCAAGUGAGUCCAGAGCAAGUAGAGAGCUAUAUGGCCCAAGAAAGAGACAAGAGGGGACAACUCCUUCAAAAAUUUCUUGAUGCGUGUUCCACUUCCAAGGUUAAGGUAGACACCAUUCUAAUCGAAAGUGAUAUGGUUGCAAGUGCAAUCCGGGACCUCAUUCCCAUUCUCAACAUAAGAACACUGGUUGUUGGAACCACUAAGUCCAGUCUAAGGAAAUUGAGGUCUAAGAGAGGAAGUGGGGUAGCUGAUCAAAUGCUUCAGAAUGCAGCGGAAGGAUGUGUGGUUAAGGUCAUAUGUGAAGGAAAAGAAGUGACUGAAGAUCAGAUGAUUGAGUCACCUUCUCCACGAAGCAAUGACAUUAAUCCCAAGCCUACACAAGAUCAGGAAGAUCAACGCAACGAUACCUUUUCAUGUAUGUGUUUUAAAAUUUAAACCUAAUUUAAGUGUAUGUAAUUAAGUUGUAUAAUUAAUUGCCAUGAAACAUGUCAAGAACAUGAACAGAUCGAUUUCUGGGAUGGAAUCAAAACUGUAUCUGAUGUUGGCAUGUUAAUUCACAUUAACGCCACUCCUCCAUUUGUGAUU